This is a messenger RNA of Paramecium sonneborni, 1104 nucleotides long. The record is from the annotation of a GenBank genome assembly. NCBI's taxonomy places the organism in Eukaryota, Ciliophora, Oligohymenophorea, Peniculida, Parameciidae.
AUGGGUUGUGCUUAAAGUAGGUAAAAUGAGAAAAGUAAUAUGAUAUCAUUAGAAAUAAAGUACUUAUUACCAGAAUUGGUUUAAGCAAUAAAAUUAGAUUAAUAAUGUGUUUAUUCAAAUGAAUCGCCAAUAAAAGUAUAAACUAUUUAAUAUUUUAGUUAACUCCUAUAAAGGAGAUAGGUGGAAUAUUUUGUAAAUUGGAGAGUGUUUUACCAUCUGGAUCAGUUAAAAUGAGAGCAAUGUAUCACAUAUUAUUUAGGUUGCAAUAAAAAAAAGGCAUAAAGGAUUAGAAUAAUUAAAUUUGGUAAUUUGUUCAUCUGGUAAUGCUGCUACUGCUUGCAUAAAAUGUUUAAAGAUUCUUAAAUAUGAAAAGAAAUAAGAAUAAUAAAUUGAUUAAAAAAUUAGUGAAUUAGUUUAAGAUGAUACUCUUACUGAUCCAGGAUAAUCAUGUAUUAUUAAAGAUUGAUAACUAUAAUCUAAAAUAAAACCAUAUGAAUUAUUCGGAUAACUUAUUAUAUUUUAUAAACAAUUAAAUGAUAUUCAUGAUUUAAAUGAUUUACCAAAUGUAAAAAUUAUACAUUCUCAAUUAAAUAAAUAAGAUAUUGAAGUUGAAGCAUUUAAAUAUGCUGAAGAUAAUGGUUAUGAUUAUUUAGAUAUAUAUAAUGAUGUUGAUGUUUUUGGAGGUUAUGCAACAAUUGGAUUUGAAAUUGAUUAAUGGUAAGUUCUAACCUAAACUAAACUUGAUUAUUUAUUCGUUACAAUUAAGAGUGGAGUCUUAAUUGCUGCAAUUGCAUUUUAUCUAAAAUACAUAGUUAAAAAUCAAAUUAAAAUUAUUGGAGCAAUGUUAUAUGGUGCAACUAAAAGAGAAGAAACAAUAUGUUCUCAAAUUUUAUAAGGAUUUAUUGAUGGAAUUAUUUUUUGUCUCCACUAGUAGAAAAAUCAUAAUGUGAAUUAGUAAAAGCAGAUGAAAUUGCAGAAUUCAAUUCAGCCAUAGCUUAUGCUGGCUGUAACAAAACUUAGGAUAAAAAUAGUCUUGUCAUUCUCUCAGGAAGCAAUGUAACUGUUAGUGAUUUAUCUAAACUCAUAUCUAAAUAUCAAUAAUGA